CAAUGUGAAUCGUAGAAACAUUUAAUUGUUUGUCUUAUUAUGUUGUUACAAAACUGCGAAAGUCUUGCGUAAUAUUAUACGUAAGAUCCUGCGUAAUGACAGUUUCAGCGUUAUUUUACAAGCAUGCGGCGCAUUCUCAGUUGCAGUGUGUUGAAGAAUAUAAUACGAAGUAAUCUUCACUGUCAUUCUUCUUUGACUGCUUGUCCUCGAAAGAGAUUUAAACAAACCUAUUGCACAAAAUCGACAAGCACUACAACAGCUAUGGAUCUCAGUGACAUGCGGAAAAAAUACAAAGGAGACGAUGAGUGCUUUGAGGAGGACCAGCUAGCAUCUCUGGACCCUAUCAAGCAGUUUGGGGAUUGGUUCAAUCAAGCCACAAAGUGUCCUGAAGUUCUAGAAGCCAACGCAAUGUGUAUUGCCACAGCUAAUGAAGAUGGACGCCCUUCAGCCCGCAUGGUCCUGCUAAAAGGAUACAGCCAUGAAGGCUUCCGGUUUUUUUCUAACUAUGAAAGCCGAAAAGGUGGAGAGCUGGAGAGCAACCCUUAUGCUUGUCUGGUCUUCUACUGGGAACCUCUAAACAGACAGAUCCGUAUUGAGGGCAAGGUGGAGCGAAUCCCCUACCAGAGUUCCUGUGACUACUUCCACUCCCGUCCCAAAAGCAGCCAGAUCGGGGCAGUCGUGAGCAGGCAGAGCACGGCAGUGCCUGAUAGAAAUUACCUGAGACAGAAAAAUGCUGAACUAGAGGAAAAGUACAAGGAUACAGAAGUCCCUAUGCCUGAUUAUUGGGGCGGAUACAUUGUCAAGCCUGACUUAAUGGAGUUCUGGCAGGGUCAGACCAACAGACUACACGAUCGCAUCGUCUUUACACAGCCCAAAAACGGAGAGGCUGACCUGAAGGAGUUCCAGCAUCCAGCAGAGGGAGGCUGGGUGUACCAGAGGCUGUCCCCCUGAAAGGAUCUUCUUUAUCGGGAGUUUGGAUGGAAGAGCAGGCUGGAGAUUGGGCCUGGCAUAGUUCCACUCGACUGAGAAUCAUCAAAUUAUCACUUUCAUUGUCAUCACUUUAACAGUAACAGUGUGUGUUGAUGAUUUACAAGAUGUUUAAGGAUGUCUACAAGCCAUGUGUAAAUGUUAAAAGGAUGCUUGCUCAAUCAAAAUAAUGGCAGAGCUUAUGUAUGGAAGCAAAUCAGUGACAUCGUAUUUUGAAUUGAUAAUAUUUGACCAGAAAUAUGAAUUUAUUU
Molecule: messenger RNA, 1238 nt
Organism: Hypomesus transpacificus
Lineage: Eukaryota; Metazoa; Chordata; Actinopteri; Osmeriformes; Osmeridae
Gene: pnpo
Product: pyridoxamine 5'-phosphate oxidase
Exons: 7
Coding region: 124-951 (275 amino acids)
Biological process (GO): pyridoxal 5'-phosphate biosynthetic process; pyridoxine biosynthetic process
Molecular function (GO): pyridoxamine phosphate oxidase activity; FMN binding
Source: RefSeq, a predicted model, not a curated record